Molecule: messenger RNA, 1182 nt
Organism: Rhagoletis zephyria (snowberry fruit fly)
Lineage: Eukaryota; Metazoa; Arthropoda; Insecta; Diptera; Tephritidae
Product: putative exonuclease GOR
Cellular component (GO): nucleus
Molecular function (GO): exonuclease activity; nucleic acid binding
Source: RefSeq, a predicted model, not a curated record
AUGUUGAGUAAGCCAUUCAAAUUGAGCAUUUCGGAGACAGAGUUGUCGCGACGUUUGCGCUGCUUCACCAUCAAGCCGAAUUUUCUGCGCGUCUAUGGCUACCCAGUUGAGAGCGUGAAACACAAAGGAAAAGUGGAAAUAUUUAAAGGCCUGCCAGAUUCUUCGCGCGCAAGCAAUUCAAAAUCAAAGAUGGAAUUGGUCAACUUUGGAUUGCAUUUACGUUCUUAUUCUGCUAGCAGCACCGACUCCGGCCAUGGUUCGAGCGCAUCCAGUUCACCCAACGCCGACUCGGAUUCGAGCGAAACCAGCGAGGAUGAGCCAAUUAUCGCUACUGCCUAUUUCACAGCCAGUGGCCGGAGUCAAGUCCUUCCACCGCGUGCACACUCAUUGAGGAAACAAUGUGUGCGCUGUCUGAACUUCUUUCAUGUUACGGACGCUGGCACAUAUCUUAAACGCGAGAACUGCACCUUUCACUGGGGUAAAAUCUAUGAGUUUUAUAACGACCGCGAGCGCCGCUACAUCGAGCAGUAUACCUGUUGUUUUGGUACUAAAGAUGCGGCUGGUUGUACACGUCAUCCGCAACAUGUAUGGACCGGUGUGGUAGCUGGCUUCAAUGGCCCCUACAGCGACUUUGUUCAUACGCGUUCGCAUAGAGAUGAUAAAAGCGCAGCGACCAAAGUAUACGCACUCGACUGCGAAAUGUCCUUUACCGGUCGUGGACUCGAAGUGACAAAGGUAACGGUGAUUAGCUAUGACGGCCAGGUAGUUUAUGAGCAUUUCGUGCGACCUUUUACUCAUAUUGUCGACUAUAAUACGCGUUUCUCAGGCAUCUCUGAGAAGGAUCUCUGCAAGUUUUGGAAUAACGACGUAAAGACAUUGACCGAAGUGCAGCGUGACCUCUUAAAUUUGUUCGAUGCCGAUACCAUACUCAUCGGUCAUGGGCUGGAGAAUGAUUUACGUGUGUUGCGUAUGGUGCACAAGACGGUGGUCGACACUUCUAUCGUAUUUCCGCACAGACUCGGAUUUCCAUAUCGUCGUUCGCUGAAACACUUAACCAAAUCAUAUUUAAAGCGCGAUAUUCAAGUUAGCGGUGAUGGGCAUGAUAGUCUUGAGGACACGCGUGCCUGCCUGGAGUUGAUGCUAUGGAAGUUGGACAAGGAAAUUCGUACGAAAGGAUGCUGA